UAUUAUUAUUACAACAGUCAGCCGUGUGUCUAAUGGCCAAGCCUAUAUAUCGGAGUUAAAAAUUUACAGCAACAUUUAACUAUUAUUUUUAAACAUUAGAUAUAUUAUAUAAAAAUGGUAGUCAAAGUAUACAUCAGUGGUAUUUCCGGAAACAAGGAGGUAAAAAAGAGACAACAACGUGUAUUAAUGAUAUUAGAUUCAAAAAACAUUAAAUAUGAAAUUAUUGACAUAACGGAACCUGGGCGAGAAGAUGAUAAAGAUUUUAUGCAAAACAAUUCUAAGUCCAAUGGAGGAACCGUCAGCGAUCCCAACCCUCGCUCGCCACUCCCGCCGCAGCUCUUUAACGAUGACGAAUAUUGUGGAGAUUAUGAUCAAUUCGAUUUGGCAAAUGAAGUUGAUACUUUGGAACAGUUUUUAAAAGUUGAAGUUCCACCAGAAAUAUCACCAGCACAAGAAAAGACUAAUGCUGUAAAUGGAGUGAUCCAACAAAAUGAGGAUCAAAAUGGAUCGAAAGACGAGGAACAGAUUGUUAAUCUGACUGCUGAAUCUACAACACAGCCGGCUGACGCUGAAGCCGACAAUAGCAGUCAUGAUGUUGCUGAGGAAAAUUCAGUAGAGAACAAAACAAUAGAUAAGGAACCGUCUCCAGUUAGACAACAAUCUCAAGAGAAACCUGUCGAAGAGACUGAAAACGAAUCUAAAGUGAUCUCAAAAGAAAAUACACCUGUAAAAGAUGAUGGUGUGAAUGAAAAUGGAGCAACGGCCUCCCGUGAGCAAUCUGCAGAGAAGGAACAGGUCAAUGAAAAAGAUAAUUUGUCCGAAGCACUUAUUGAAAGUGAAAAAAUGGCUGCCAGUGAUUAGUGAAACCACUUUUUAAAUACAGCUCAAAUCACAUAUUUAGCACUAAGCAUGCACUGUUCAUCAUCAUUGCCUUAUUUAUAUGCAUUAAUCAUAUUUUGUGGCAUUUUAACUAAGCCUAUGUAUAUAAUGCAAUAUAUUUGUUGACAAUUAUUGUCGGUUAAGUUACAUGUUGCUAUAAAGUGGCCUAUAUUCAAAUGUUUCACUAUUUAUUAGAGAUAUGUCACAUCCAUCUCUAAUUUAAGAGUCUAUGAACAUAUUUAUCUCCUAUAAGGCAUGUAUUACUUUAAAGUAUUAAAAUGAAUUUUUUUUUUAAGCAUCAACAGUUUUAAAGCAAGAGUCAAAUAUAUUAUUAUUUUUUUUGGUUAUCAAAUGCUCAUUAACCAUGAAACUCAAUGAAAUGUUUUAACAUGACAUUAAUAUUAAUAUAAACAUAGACUUGUAUAGUCUAAGGUGCUGAUUUUAUAUUUUAUACACUAGUGAGCCGAUGAGCAAUCUACUAAAAUUAUUUAUUUACUUCUUUUUUUUUUUAAUUUAUUAAUCAUAAAAUUAAAAAAAUAAUCAUGAGUUAAAGACAUUUUUUACUAAUAUUUUUCUUGUCAAUUCUAUAAAUGCUACACAAUAAUAGCUUUUAUUUGAAGUAUAAUAAAGCAAUGUAAAUAUUA
Messenger RNA from Danaus plexippus (monarch butterfly), 1523 nucleotides. RefSeq names its product SH3 domain-binding glutamic acid-rich protein homolog (gene Sh3beta). The record is from RefSeq and is a predicted model, not a curated record. NCBI's taxonomy places the organism in Eukaryota, Metazoa, Arthropoda, Insecta, Lepidoptera, Nymphalidae. Bases 115 to 861 code for a protein of 248 amino acids. Gene Ontology annotation, cellular component: cytoplasm. The transcript has 4 exons.